AUGGAGACUAAGAUGCUGAGAUGGACCGGAGGAGUCACACGACUGGACCACGUGCGAAACGAGGACAUCAGAACACGCUUUGGGGUAGCACCGAUCACGGAAAAGAUGAGAGAAGCCAGACUGAGAUGGUACGGCCACACUCUCAGAGCUAACGACGAAUCUGUUGCUAAACGUUGUUUGUUGAUGGAAGUCGCUGGAAAAAGACCGAGAGGGCGGCCGAAACAACGAUGGUUGGACGCUCUCCACAACGACAUGAAGAACACCCGACUAAACCCAGACCAUGCAGCCGAUCGAAUAAAAUGGCGCCUACGAUCCAGAAUAGCGGACACCGCAACCGAGCGGGACAAACGCUGA
Caenorhabditis auriculariae is the source of this 354-nucleotide messenger RNA. The record is from the annotation of a GenBank genome assembly. NCBI's taxonomy places the organism in Eukaryota, Metazoa, Nematoda, Chromadorea, Rhabditida, Rhabditidae.